Messenger RNA from Penicillium cinerascens, 633 nucleotides. RefSeq lists its product as uncharacterized. The transcript has a single exon. The record is from RefSeq and is a predicted model, not a curated record. The coding region runs from base 1 to 633 and encodes 210 amino acids. NCBI's taxonomy places the organism in Eukaryota, Fungi, Ascomycota, Eurotiomycetes, Eurotiales, Aspergillaceae.
AUGUCAACAACGAUCUACUGUGAUGAAGCCAUAUUCACAGGUGAAGUCUGUAUGUCAUGCGUUGACAGGAUUGACAUCCCAAUGCCAGGAAAAUGUGACAACUGCGAGAUCGAGAGAAGACGCCGUCGGGAAGCUAGACGUAGCCGGGAAACGCAACAAGGCGCAGAGCAUGCCGCUCUAACCAAAAAAGAUAUCAAUGAGGCUGCUGUAUCAGAUACAGGCAGCCAGAACCAAAUUGAGAAGAGCCAGGGGCGUGGUAUAAUGUAUGAUGACUGGAACGAUGAAGAGGAGAUUGUUACAGACCAGCAUCUUUACGGAUUGGGCCUGGUGACUACUCCGUAUACUAACAACAUUGUCAAGGAAUGGAUGAACAAUACAGAGUUGCCCGGUUCUCCUUCGGCAUAUACAUCAGUUUCUUGUAAUGAUAGGUCGCGACGAAUGGGGUACGCGCCCAAGGGCCGGUCCAGGAUUCAUCGGUCGUACAUCCCGGCGCCAGUGAGGAAGCUCCAGCCUAGAACUCAGCGUUCACAUAUCCCUGUUCCAGUGAAGAUGAACCACAGGUGGACCACACGGCAAAGUCCCCGGCCAUUGGUUGCAGAUGAGAUGCAGUUGUUUGAUCUGGUUACUUUCUGA